This is a messenger RNA of Achroia grisella, 1577 nucleotides long. RefSeq lists its product as uncharacterized. The transcript has 6 exons. Bases 64 to 1548 code for a protein of 494 amino acids. Gene Ontology annotation, cellular component: ciliary membrane; non-motile cilium. NCBI's taxonomy places the organism in Eukaryota, Metazoa, Arthropoda, Insecta, Lepidoptera, Pyralidae. Gene Ontology annotation, molecular function: GTP binding; GTPase activity. The record is from RefSeq and is a predicted model, not a curated record. Gene Ontology annotation, biological process: non-motile cilium assembly; receptor localization to non-motile cilium.
CUUACGUGCGUGUAUUAAAUAAUAAAUUUAGUUCUAUUUUAAUAAAUAGCGUGUUCUAUAAACAUGGGGAACUGUUGGACGGGUUUAUUCCGUCGACGGAAUAUCCGUAGGCAUAUAGUUUUGAUACUGAUAGGGUUAGACAACGCGGGGAAGACAAAAACAGUGAACAAUUUGGCUGGUGAAAAAGAUGAUAAAGUUCUACCUACGGUUGGAUUUAAAGCGGUUAAUUUAGUGCAUAAAGACACGCCUGUGACCAUUUACGAUUUAGGCGGCGGGCCGCAUUUCCGACAAAUAUGGUCGCAAUAUUAUAGCGAAAUCCAUGGUGUCAUUUUCGUGAUAGAUUCAAGUGAUUUUUCCCGCUUGGAUGAGUGCAGGGCUGUUCUGGAAGAGGUAUUAUCUCACGACAAGAUAUCAGGCAAGCCAGUGCUUGUUUUGGCUAAUAAACAAGACAAGACAGGAGCACUGGAUGACAUAGAUGUUGUGGAGAAGUUAAAUAUUGAGCCACUAGUCAACAAAUACAGAUGUCCAACUCUAGUAGAAUCGUACAGCGCUUACGCCGACACGAAAACAAAAAAAAUAAAAAUCGACCCAGGCUUACGCAAGGGUUACCACUGGCUCCUCAACUAUAUAGUGCGUCGAUACGGCGACAUCAACCUACGCGUACAGACAGACAUACACGCAGAUUUAGAACGUCGGAAACGGUUGCUCAAUAAAAAUUCUAACAUGGCAUCCCAGACAUUUACGACAGUUAGCGAUGAUAUAGCAACUCAAACGGGCUUUGAAAACCCUAAUUAUAACGUCGUAGAUCGUGAAGAAGCAUUAGACAAAGGUGUAAUUAUUGUGAAACCUAUCACACACAAUCAUAACAGCGUGGACACAACUCUGACCGUUGAAAGUAUGGAAGAUUCAGACAAUACAAGUGUGAAGCCUAAACUUUCCCCCCUUUUCGGGAGGGCCAGCAAUAGUUCCGUAACGGAAACUGUCAGAAUAGAAUUGGAGCCGAGGAAUGAGUUUAGAAAAUUAUCGCCAAUUGUAAGGAACAGUGGUGCCAAUCAUAUAGAUUUUAAAAAUAGGCCCCAAUCAAGUCCAACCUUCAAGAAACGACAAAAGACUAAAUCUCUAAGCAACAAUUCGUCGAUCGAGGCAGACGGAAAAGUGAAUGCACCAGACGCUACCAUGUGCCUCGGCGACGGGAACCAAACCUGGGACGCCACGGAUAGCAAACACCGUGUUUUAGUCAACGAUUUUGAGCUAUCGCAGAUGCAGAGGGAAAUUGUGUUGACCGAACGAGACUAUGCAAGUAAGACAGCCUCGUCCGAGGUGACUCUGCAGGCGGCCACGUUGCCGCUCAGCAUACGGCCAGCCUCAGCAUCGCAGCUGGUGAGGAGACAACUGGAACUGUCGGCCCAGCAUAAACGUAGACUCAGCCUUAGAUAUAUGCAUCGCAACAAGACGAGUCCUGAGCGCGUGUCAAUGAUGGUAUUCGAACCCAAAGCCCCGCGUCGCCACGACAAGGGCGACUUCGACCAUGCUGCCGCCGCCAACUAGCACCAAACAGCCUUUAUAUCCUCGGAAGA